GCUCGAGGUUCGCCUCUGCCUCAUCUCAUAAUUCAAGUCAAACCAUGAUCUAAGCUGUGAGCUCUGUGGUGCGAUUAUGGAGAGCUGGCAGUGUCUGCUGCUGCUGCUGCUGACUGCAGUUACUUUAAGGCCUUGCCCCGGAGAGCCGAGGGGAAAUGAUGAUGGCGUCGACCCCAUCUGCCUUCUGAGAAAUAUUUACAGCAGGCUGCUGGUGAGGGCCGAGCCGUUUGUCAGGGACUCUGCGCUUAAAGAGCUGAGGCGCCCAGCGGACCCUGCAGGCACACAGCAAACUGAGGGCAGAGUCGGCGCUGAUGGGCCGGUGGUGUUUACCAAAAACGGGCAGAUCCAGGGCGUUACUGUGGAUAAGGCCUACGUAUUCUACGGGGUGCGCUAUGCAGACCCUCCAGUCGGUGCCUACCGCUGGAAACCCCCGAGACCUGUGAGCCCGUGGUCUGGGGUCUACGAUGCGUCGUUCCCUCGGCCAGCGUGCAUGCAGGUCUGCAGUGGAUCCGAGUGUCCUAAGAAGGUCAGCGAGGACUGCCUCUUCCUCAACAUCUUCGUGCCUCUAGAUCUCAACUUCACCUCCCCUCUGUGGCGCCCCCUGCCCGUCAUGGUGUGGAUCCACGGGGGUGACUUCAUAGCCGGCUCGGCCUCCAAGCCCGUGUAUGAUGGACGCUUCAUCAGCAACUUCACUCGCACAGUUGUUGUGAACGUGGAGUACCGACUAGGGGCGUUUGGAUUCCUGGUGUCUGGUAAAGAUCCUCUGUCCUCUGCUACGGGGAAUUACGGGAUGCUGGACCAGCAGGCAGCGCUCUUCUGGGUGCAGCAGAACAUCGCAGCGUUUGGGGGUGACCCGAGCAAGGUCACGAUAUUUGGAGAGAGUGCCGGCGCCCAGUCGGUGAGUCUUCACUUGAUGAUCCACAGCAGCAAACCUCUGUUUAAACAAGCCGUCCUGCAGAGCCUGCCCUUUUCCAUCCCACUCAAGACCAGACAUGACGCCCUGAGGCUGGGGAAAGACUUCGCUAAAGAGACCAACUGCUCGGCGAGCGACUUCGUCUGCCUGCUGUCUCUCGCUCCGCAGGCCGUCCUGGCUGCACAGAUGAAAACAAGUUCUAAGGUCGUGAACCCGUUCAGGUUCCUGGAGGUUUUCGAGACGUGGGGCCCCCACAUCGACGGAGAGCUGAUUAAAGAGCAGGCCAUCGCUGCCUUCCAGAAGGGUGACUGGCAAAAAGAGAAGGCACUGCUGCUCGGAACAACCUCUGAAGAAGGAGUGCUGUUUGUUUACGGCGUCUUUGGCAAGCCAGUGUCCGUCGUGGAGGCCACUGUGUACAUCGCGGCCAUCUUUAAGCAGCACUCUCUGAGGAUCCUACACAAAUACCUGCCGCUCUACAAGGAGGCUGACCGCAGAAACAUGCUAACGCAGAUUGUCACCGAUUACGUCUUCCUGUGUCCAACCAGGAGGUCGGCGCGUGCCGGAGCAACUGCUGGCAGUCGGGCAUGGAUGUACGUGUUUGACCAUGUGGCCUCAGACCGCAGUGUCUGGUCCGGUCUCACGUUCUGCUAUGACCACGUCUGCCACGGGGCAGAACUUCCCUUUCUCUUCGACUCUGCCCCGGUGGCCAACUACUCCUUGACCCUGCCUGAAAAGCUCCUGUCUAACCGGAUGCUGUGCUACUGGGGGGCUUUCGCACACACCGGCGACCCAUCGUCAAGGGUUCAGCAGACGGUUUUCUGUCGCGAGCAACGUCUUCCCGUUUGGCCACGCUACUCUGACACCAGUGGCUGGCUCGUCAUGAACCUGACGGUGCGGUUGCAUGCGCAAGUCGGAACCAGGAACCAUAUAUGUGACUUCUGGGACCAGCUGGGCAUCUACUAGCUGGUUCCAGCUGGUACAGAGAGAUUAGGUUGCAUCUCUAUGGACAGCAUUUUCAAAUUUCACAACUUAGGAAAGAAGCCAGGAAACUAAACUUGUUCAAUGAAGAUAUCCAAACGUAUUUUAUCGUCUCUUCCUAAGACUUUGAUAGUGAAAAUCACGUGAACAAGAAAGAAGAACAAUACAAAUGACUUCUAGAAAUGUGCAGGGAUGCCAUUUGUGUCAUAAUCUGUGGUGUGCCAUGCUAACUUGACCCUACCAUGCCAAAGUCAACAUACAAUAGGUUAUCAACUAGUCAAGUAAUUUUAUGCAAUGGCAGUAGCGACAAUGCAAUGGUUCUUUCUAUGCAACAAAACAUUGUCAGAAUAAAGCUGGACAAACAAGAAGUUAUAGACCUUUAAAAGUAAAAUUAUUAGACAAUAGCUUUUACUUUGUCAAUUAGAC
Molecule: messenger RNA, 2317 nt
Organism: Poeciliopsis prolifica (blackstripe livebearer)
Lineage: Eukaryota; Metazoa; Chordata; Actinopteri; Cyprinodontiformes; Poeciliidae
Product: cAMP-regulated D2 protein
Exons: 8
Coding region: 77-1876 (599 amino acids)
Molecular function (GO): cholinesterase activity
Source: RefSeq, a predicted model, not a curated record